This is a messenger RNA of Gasterosteus aculeatus aculeatus (three-spined stickleback), 5358 nucleotides long. It is a transcript of the gene pom121, whose product is annotated as POM121 transmembrane nucleoporin. Lineage: Eukaryota; Metazoa; Chordata; Actinopteri; Perciformes; Gasterosteidae. Gene Ontology annotation, molecular function: structural constituent of nuclear pore. Gene Ontology annotation, cellular component: nuclear pore. The record is from RefSeq and is a predicted model, not a curated record. Gene Ontology annotation, biological process: RNA export from nucleus; protein import into nucleus.
CCGCCUUCCUAAAACCAAAGAAGAAGAAGUAGCGUCAGAAGAGCAGCAUGAUGGGAUAUGAGAGUCCUCCGGCGGCGCGCUGCCGCCAUGUCACCUAGAGAGAAACGUUUAACGUUAGCGAUUAUCCUAGCUCUAGGCGUGGUUAGUCUCGCUCUUUAUUUCAUUCCUACGUUUCUUUUUGUGAGUUUUCUUCUUGCAUUGUUUUGUAUUGUGUGUUGCUAUCUCAGCGGGGAACUAUUUCCCGCCAGGUUAGGCCUCAAUCCCCGAGCUGGGGUGAACCUACCACCCGCGCUGCGGCGCUGGUUGUGGGGUUGGUGGGGGACCGGCGUGUCGGUGGCCUCGCGUGGGAGAACCAAGAGCGGCAGAAACAAAACCGAGCUCCGGGACGCGGAGGGAAACUUUAGAGAAAGGCUCGUUGAAACUGGGAUUUAUCGGAGGGAAUCCUUGGCAAGUGACUCCUUUCUUUUCAGCCCUCGGGAUUUCCUCAUGGGGAGUUACAUCGGAAAACCCGAAGGUCCAACCGCCGACUCCGUGAGGCCGAGAGCGGGUAGAAAUCCCCGAGAGCAGCUGCGGGAGAAACUGUCCCGACCCAACCAUGCUGUCUACACCCCAAACAGGAGGCUGUCAUUUGCUGGGGAGCCGCUGGGCACAGCAGGCAGAUUCACCAUCACCCCCCAGCGACACUAUCCCUUGCAGCAGCCAGGUGUCUCCUCGGUGGGAGUCCUGCCUCCCGUCAGGUGGGAUGGCUUCAGGAAGAAGAACAUCCUCAGCCCCCGUAACUCGCCGGCCGCCCUCAGCCCCGUUAUGGUGAAGAUCGCCCGGCCGGACCACCACAGCUCCCCCAGUUUAAACCAGAGUUGUGCAGGGCUCCCCAUGGCCCCAGUGGACCCCUGCUCCAGAGAAAGCGUGCUCAAGGUGCUGAAGGAAAGCCGCAAGAGAGAGGUGGAAGAUGAAGACAAAAGCUUCACAACUGAGCAGAAAAGCAAAAGAAGGCGUAAUGACAGCGGAGGAAGUACACAUUCUGCUUUUGAGACACUUCUGCCCAACGGGGCGCCGUCACAGCUGGUCCCCAAGCCAGGAAACCUGAAAAGAGGGGUACCCUCCCUGGCGGAAGAUUCCAUCAUGAAGAGGUCUCGCACGUCCUCCAUCAGCUCUGGCAGUGGGGUCCACGCCCCAAGAGGAACCCCCGGCACAAGGAGGAACCCUAUCCAGAGCUCCUACAGUUCUUCCCUCGGCCUCAGCCAGCGGAAGAAGCGGUCAGCACCCAGCUCCCCCCUGCCCAGCCCCGGAUCGUCCCGCCCGCAGACUCCAGAGGGAGUUUCUAAGAGACCCAGAGAGGACAACGGGCCGUCUCCGCGUGCAGCCUCUUCACUGAGGUCAGACCAGACGGCCUCAGACAAGGCACCUGUGACUUCCAAACUGACUCCGGUACCCAAGGUCCCGUUGACUACCUCAGCUGACUCCACUGGGAGCGGUGGAAAGAGGAAACGGAAGAUCCAGCUUGUGUCCAGCAACCGGGAUGACCAUAUAUCUCUGCCCCCGCCUCCGGAGCUGGGCUACACCAUCACUGUGAAAGACCUGGAUGAAGAGAAGAAAGCUGCCCUCAGCAAGAUCCAGAAGGUCCUGGAGACGCCCGCUCCUGAGCCAGAGAAGUCCACCGCCCCACCGGCAGCCACCCUUGCCUCCCAGCUGGGCACCUCUUACAGCUCCACCACCCUCAGCAGCCUGCUGGCAGCUCCUCUGCCCACAGCCUCCAGCUCUGCCAUCCCAGUCAUCAACCUGGACCCCAGCCCGAUCAGCAGCGCCAGCACGACCCCCGCAACCUCUAACCCGCUGCUGGAGGCCCUGAAGAUGAAGAUCAGUAUUCCGUCAAGCGCUACAUCUGCUGCCAACACUGCCACAGUGUCUGCAACAUCAACUCCGGUGCUGUCCGGGGGCUUAACCCUCAAGGUUUCUACUCCGGUGGCGACCCCGCAGCUCCCUCCGGCCUCCCAUUCCUCUUCUGCCUUCGCCCAUGUGCUGGGUCAGGUCUCCAAGGCUUCCGGCGGCGCUCCACCUGUGACGGGAUCAAACCUGUUUGGAUUAGCGAGUCCGAUCAGCACCCCUGCUGCUUCUUCACCUUCUUACUCGGCUGCCGCUGCGGUCACCGCCCCAGCCGGUAGCUUGGCGUCCGUCAGCAGCGCCAACCCUCUGCUGGCUUCAGGGUUCAAGCCAAUUUUUUCUGUCACCGCCGCCAAUACCACCACCACCUCCGCAGCUACGUCAGCCACUGAGAGCAAACCUCCCGCCAGUAAUUUCACGCCCAUCUUUGGCGCUGGCGCAGCGGGCGCCGGCUUUGGACAGCCUCCCCCCUACACCACCACGAACCCGGCUUCUACGCUGUCUUUGAGUAGUGCGUCCUCGAUGUUUGGUGGCUCUACAAGCAGCACCGUCGUUACAUCAUCCGGUUUCCCCGGCAUGACCAGUCUCCCCACUUCCGCAGCCACCACUGGCUCCAUCACCGCCACUCAGCCCGCAGCCCAGCCAGCCGUGAAAUCCCUCUUCGGCAACUGGUCGGCACCAUCCACGACGAGCUCCAGCUCGGCCCCGUCGCAGGCGCCCAGUACAGGGAGCCCGUUCCAGUUUGGAGCCGCUACCACCACGACCGCGGCUCCCCCCGCUGCUGCCGCUACCACGACCUCCAGCAACGGCGCCUUCUCUUUCGGUGCUGCACAGCAAGACCCUCAAGCAGCAAACCAGAAGGCGUUUCCCUUUGCUCAUUCGGCGCCCGGCCAGAAAACCACCACUACAUUUGGAGGUUUCGCCAUGGCGAGCACGGCCUCCACCACUGCUGGCGCCACCAGCCAGUCCAACUUCUCCUUUGGAAAGCAGUCGUUUCAAGCAACUCAGGCUACGCCGGUGACCUUCGGCUCCUCAGCGGCGCCCGCUACGCAGGCGACCUUCGGCUCCUCGGCACAGUCCACCUUCGGUUCUUCAGCGGCACCCGCUGCGCAGGCGACCUUCGGUUCUUCAGCAGCGCCCGCUACGCAGGCGACCUUCGGCUCCUCGGCACAGUCCACCUUCGGUUCUUCAGCGACACCCGCUGCGCAGGCGACCUUCGGUUCUUCAGCGGCGCCCGCUGCGCAGGCGACGUUCGGUUCUUCAGCGGCGCCCGCUGCGCAGGCGACCUUCGGUUCUUCAGCGGCGCCCGCUGCGCAGGCGACCUUCGGUUCUUCAGCGGUGCCCGCUACGCAGGCGACCUUCGGCUCCUCGGCACAGUCCACCUUCGGCUCCUCAGCGGCACCCGCUGCGCAGGCGACCUUUGGCUCCUCAGCGCAGUCCACCUUCGGCUCCGCGACGGCGGCACCAAAACAGUUCUCCUUCGGAGGCAGCGGGGCAGCCUCAUCCACUCCUGCUCCCAACACCGCCCCCCCUCCUUUCCCUUUCGGAGCAGCCGCUGUCACCACAACCAAACCAGCGUUUGGCGCCAGCUCUGCUGGUUUCGCUUUUGGUGUCACCACGGCUCCCUCGGCCGCAGCCUCUGCUGCGCCGAGCUUUGGUGCAACAAGCCAGACUCAGAGCGCCCCCUCGGCCACCUUCGCAUUCGGCAGUGCUGCUCCUCAGCUGGCGCCCGCCGGCCCCGCCCAGCCAGCCCCCGGUGGGUUUAACUUCGGUGCUGCUAUGCCAUGCCCCCAGUUUGGAACCCCGGUCCCCAAUAAUCCGGCACCACAGAUGGGAGGCUUCAACUUUGGUGCUGCUGCUGCUACUGACAAACCAGCUUUUGGGACGUCUACCCCAUCCUUCGGCCAGAGUGCUGUUUCUGCUGCAGGUCCAAUUCCCUUUGGCAGCCCUGGAACUCCAGUACAAAGCUUCAACGCUGUUCCUUUUGGGUCCCCGGCGGCUCCCUCCUUCUCAAUCGGAGCGGGAUCGAAGCCAUCCGGCGCUCGCCAGAGGCUGCAGGCGCGGAGGCAACACAACAGGAAGAAGUAGCCCGCCGCAUGCGUCCAGCGCCGCUUUCAGAGGACUUCAGCCGUCGCCGCUACGGUUAAUCAGGCUCCUAUUGCUCUGUUCUAAGUCCCAAUACAUCGUGCCCUCCGCUUCCUUCCCCCUUCCUCCCCGGUGGGGCGUGCUGCCCCAAAACGUUGGCUGAGGAGUUAGGAAGAGCACACAGGUUUUUGAGUUGAUGCCGCCUGGGUGACCCAGAGAGGGAACGUAGCAGUGAGGAGACCGGAUCCAUAACGAUGUACUGUACUUGAAGGGGAGAAAAGACAACUCGAUGGUUUAAUUUUGAACAAAAGCAUAUCCAAAGUUUUUUUUCUUUUUUUUUUUUCUUUAUAGUUUAUUGGUUUGUCUUAAGGAGAAUGUUGAGACAUGGAGAUCGUGGCUCAGACAUUUAUUUUUUUACGUGAAGCGCUCACUGGUUUGUAUAUUACAGAACAUUUUGAGUGCAUUAUCUGAACGAGUCUGAAUGGUGUGACAUGUACAGUUGAUUCAGAUAAGGUACACAACACUGCAGUGUGAAGUUCUGAGACAUUUGCAUUUUAAAUUAUUUUUUUAAUUGGCUCUCUGACCCUGUAAGUGAAUGAUGUGUUCCUGCACUUAAAGGGCGACUUUGUUAAUGUCUUAAUAUAGUUGGCGCGCAGACUUGUGUAAUUUUUUUUUUUUUCACACUGUCAUUAUAAGCAUUCCCAGAGUCCUCACAGACGGCCGUGUGUGUGUGUGUGUUUUUUUUUUUUUUAAUCUAUAAAGUGGUUGCCAACACUGAUUUAAUUAGCAGGUCAGUAUGUGAUAAGGAUCACUACUCUUAACUUGUGCUGACUAAACCAAAGCCAAUUGUUCAACUUCACGUCUGUGAAAAGAAUGUGAUCUUUAUCUCCUCUUUUAAUCCUUGAGAUGUUUGUGCCAGACUACCUCUUUACUCCAGGCACUGAAUCCGUGUUACUUCGCUGAAAAAUAAGUCUGACUUGAUCGAUUUAAUCCAAUUAGAUUUUACUUUAACUGCUGUUAAUACAGAUGUACCUUAAUAAAUCCAAUUAGUUUUUUUGUUUUUUUUUAACUGUCGUCGCGCAAACAUUAGCCUCACUUCUGUAAAAUUUCUAUUAAGUUAUUGCUAAAUAUUAACCAUUUACAAAAAUAGUCUGUUUAUGAUACAGGGAUUGUUUUCUUUUUGUAGUCGGUAAUGUCUUUCAUUUGCACCAUGAGUUACAGGAUAUUGUCCAACCAACACGUCAGUAAACCAUUAAUGUCGGCCGUCAGUUAUUUUAUCAAAAUUAUUUUUGUUCUUAAUCACCUUUUGCCCAAAGUGAGCAGUAUCUGAUGCAGGUUUUUGAUCGUGAAUUCUGAAUUAAUAAACAAAUUCGGACAUGGAACUACAAAAAA